Molecule: messenger RNA, 1262 nt
Organism: Epinephelus lanceolatus (giant grouper)
Lineage: Eukaryota; Metazoa; Chordata; Actinopteri; Perciformes; Serranidae
Gene: ppp1r17
Product: protein phosphatase 1 regulatory subunit 17
Biological process (GO): regulation of phosphatase activity
Molecular function (GO): protein serine/threonine phosphatase inhibitor activity
Source: RefSeq, a predicted model, not a curated record
CAUUGCUCACUACAGUACCAAACAUUUUACAGCAGUACAGUAUUUUAGUGUUAUAGACCGGCUGUAAAUUCACAGCAGUGGUUUACAGUGUGGUCACCGGCAGUGAUGGCCAAAUGAAGCCUCAUGAAGCAUUUUCUUUAUUUUCUGAGCCCACUAGAUGGCGCUUGAAAGCACACUGAAUUGCCAUUCUUUGAGCCUCACUCUUUAAACCAUGAGCGCCAUCCGGUGGGCUUCAGAAAAUAAAGAAAAUGCUUCAUGAGGCUUCAUUUGGCCAUCACUAGUCAACUGGCAGCAUCAGAAUAUUCAGGCGAAGAUUAAAAACCUGUUAUUUCUGUGUGAAACCUAAAGACAGAAGCACUGACAGUCACUCUGACUGUUGGGGAAUUAACGUCAGCAUUAACUUAUAAAUGAGACCAGACAUGUACAUGUACGAAACAUGGAACAAGAACAGCUUUCAGUUUACUCUGGGUUUGACUUAGAUCAGUGCUCUAGGUGAAUUUUACAGGACUGGUGAGAUGUUUUAAAACAUGUAUGAAUUUAAACCAUAAAAGUUUCUUGUCUGCUUAACAAGAAAGUCACGUACAAAACAAAGAAAAUAAGAAUAGAAGCAGUUUGUUGGGUGUUAAAUACCCACUGUCCAUCCCUGUGAGUCUCUUUUAUUGCUCUAUUUAUUAGGUGCAAUGUGAGGGUGCAUCCAGAUGGUCAGUCUCUUGAGAGGAGCUAAUUAGACCUAUAUUGAUAUUCAGCAGCUCUUCAGCCUGUGGGGGAGGGCACAUGGUGGCUGCAGAGGAGAGAUGAUGCUCCUCCUCUGAGCUUCAUAAGCCGCUGCUCCAGUCUGUCUGUGUGACACUGCAGAGACGGAGAAAGCUCAAAGGGCCUCAGAGAUGACGACUGGCUGUGUGAGGUCGACCCUGGAGCCUGAACAUCGACUGAUGACACAGGAGAGCAAACACUACAAGGAAGCACUGGAGAGCCCGCUGGACAGGAAGUCAAAGAUGAAGGAUGAGGAGGAGGAGGAGGAGGAGGAGGAGCCUCUCUGCGUAGAGAAUCAGGAGGCAGACCAGGAGAAGAAACCUCGCAGAAAAGACACGCCUGUCCUCAACUCUCCUCCACAUAUACCAGGAGUGAGACUGCUGAAAGCAGAGAAGCAGAUGGUUCACUUAGAGGAUGAAGAGAGAGAUGUGAAGGACUGAAGCCUUUAACUUUUGUUGUCAAUGAAUGUUUUUAUUUUCACAGUCUCAUUAAAUGUUGCUUUGACCAAA